AUGGGAGAUUCACGUUUACCAUCACGAUUCUCACCCCCUUCAGAACCACGAAUUCGAAAAAAGAGAGCAUCCAGCGAAAGUUCUGGAGCUUAUGAAAGCGACGAAAGUUACAGCUCCCGGUCGAAACAUGGGAGGUAUGGUGGAGAUCGUGUUUUAAAUUGGAGUACUUCUCAGUUAGAAUCGUUUGGAAUCUAUUAUGAUGUUAAAGCAACAGAACUGUCUGAGUUAUAUAAAUCUACCCUGGAAAAGAUGUUUUCGUGGUCAGUCGGGAAUACUGCAUUUUUGACUAAACUUCUUCACAUAAAGGAAGUUCUGAUUGAAUCAACGAAAAACUGCGUGCAAAGUUUAGAUGUUGAUGAAGACUUUGAAAUGGAAAACUUGCGUUUACCGGAUAUAACCGAAGAAACCAAAAAAUGUAUACAGGCAAUGGCACAAAUUAAAGAGGAAAUGUCACUGAAAUUUGGAUCUGAAGCAGCAUCAGAUAAUCUUUCUCGGGACCUUUAUAGCCUUUGGUUUACUGGGAUUUCAGAGUAUGUUCAGUAUUAUUCUGACCUAAUAAAAGAAUUAAAUUCAGAAGGAAGAGGUGCAGUGGAAGGCCAAUUCAGUCAGCUUCUAAAAUUCUUCAGCAAGAUAUUCCUGAUGAACCCUAUGAGAGGAGAUGCUUCACAAAAAGUGAAAAUGACACUGAAUGGGAUAGAAACAUCUAGUGUUCCAGAUCUAAGAUGCAGCAUGCAGGGAGAUCUAUCUAUUGGAAAUGUAGGAUCUCUUGUCACAGUGUCUGUUGGAGAGGUGAAGACGUGCUUACCUUGUGCAUAUGGUGAAAAAAUUUCCACAGAUUUCUACAUCACAAAAUGGAAGCUAAGAAACCAGUCAGUUGAUGGAUUGCUGGGACAACAUGGAGGGGAGCUUUUACUGGAAACAAACAAGUCUGUCCUAGCUGAUACAAAUCUAGGAAUUAUUUGUGUUAAGACCAUGAUCAUUUUCACACGUUUGGAUUGGGAGAAGGGACAUUUGGUGUGCUUGAAAUAUGGUACAAAGGUGGACGAUAAGAGAAGUUACAUUCAUUACUCAAAGCCUUACAACUUUUUGGUUAGAAAAGAUCGAGAAGAAAUUUUGGAUACAAUGUUUAAUCUUGGUUUGCUCUGUAGAGUUAGAAGUUUACUUACGUAUCAGGAAUAGCCACAUACACAUUUUGCCUUCUUGAGUUAUUAAAGGGGCAUUACAUAAUGCAUGUGUACAGGAAAAAUAUUCUGCAGAACAGCAGGGCCAUGUUGAUCCUAUGGAAGCAUCCAAGUGUUGUGUGGAUUAAGCUUUGAUUAAAACAAAGCUCUCUUAGGACUAGAGUUUGGUCCACAAUACGGAGUCAGUGUUUACGAAAAAUGGAUUUUAAAAAUCUGCUAAUGAAGAACAGUGGGGCCAAAUUGACCCAGGUGAAUGUUGUUGCCUAUGGACCUCUUAUGAUGAGUGCUUGUUUAAUGCAGUCAUAUUUUUGCCAUGUACAUGACUGUAUACAUUUGCUAUUUUAAGGAUCCUACAUAUUAGUACGAGGGUUUUUAGAAAAGUUCAAGGACAAAUUUUAUUUUCAGCAUGCUAAUUGCAUGAACCAGUGAAAUAUGCAUGUUUUUUAAUAAAUAUACAAAGAUCCGAAUGAUUUCUGAUGAUAUGUAAAAAAAUAUACAACUAAUCAUUAAGAGAAAAAUAUGCUUCACGGAGCAUGUCACUAUUUUAUUUACAAAUAAAAAGUUUGUGGCAAGAAAUAUUCGCAAGUAAAACAAGGUCAUGAAAGUCACUGAUGUACUUGAAUAAAAAUUGAUUAACAGUAUAUUUGUUUAUGCCAUGACAUAUAUUUUGUUUGUAAACCUUAAUGAAAAUGUAUAGCAUGGAAAAUUUAUGUAAUCAUAUUACAUCCUACUUCACGUAA
Saccostrea cuccullata (small rock oyster) is the source of this 1921-nucleotide messenger RNA. RefSeq lists its product as uncharacterized. The record is from RefSeq and is a predicted model, not a curated record. Bases 1 to 1179 code for a protein of 392 amino acids. The transcript has 5 exons. Lineage: Eukaryota; Metazoa; Mollusca; Bivalvia; Ostreida; Ostreidae.